Molecule: messenger RNA, 954 nt
Organism: Capsicum annuum
Lineage: Eukaryota; Viridiplantae; Streptophyta; Magnoliopsida; Solanales; Solanaceae
Exons: 3
Coding region: 365-709 (114 amino acids)
Source: RefSeq, a predicted model, not a curated record
AUUAUCAUACAUUUAGAAAAUUAAUAAUUUAUUAAAUAUAAUAAAAAUGUUUCCGACUAUUGUAGUCGGAAAUCUUAUAAAUAACUAAAUAUAUUAAAUUUGUUUCCGACGGAUGUAGUCGGAAAUCUAUAUCUCUCAAAAAUAUAUAAUCAAACCAAUACCUUACAACCCCUCUGUCUAAACCCUGGUUCACAAUCAGACAGAUAAUACUGCAACUCGAUGGCUUGAAGGCGAUGGUGACGACGGUGGUGACGACGGUGACGGUGACGGCGAGUUUUGAUUCAUUGAAACUAAAUCCCCAGCUCUUCAUCAAUGAAGCUCUUCAUCAAUGAAGCUCUCAAUUUCGUCGAUUAUUUAGUGGACGAUGCCUUUGAUUUUUUCCACCAAGGCAACAAAGGUUUUAAAAACAGAAGAAAUAGAUCGAUCUGAAGAUCUGAAAAAGAUGGUUGAGACUGGACAUAAGCCUGGACGAGCAGAACUUUAUCUUGAUACUCAUAAGAAAGAAGAUGGAUCACAUGUUAAUGAAGUGGCAAAAGAGAUUUGUGUAAAUACUCUGUUGAGCAUUUUUUAUCGUUUUAACAUUGUGUUGUUGAAUCUAAAGUCUAGUGAAGCCGUGCGGGGCUCUUUUGAUUCACUAGCAUUGUUGCCUUGUUAUUCAUCUCAUUUUCUUGGUCAAAACACAAAUUCAAAGUCUAGUGAAGCCGUGUGAGGCCUAUUUCGAUUCACUAGCAUUGUUACCUUGUUAUUCAUCUCAUUUUUAAAACACAAACUCAAAGUCUAGUGAAGCCAUGUGAGGCUAUUUCGAUUCACUAGCACCUUGUUGUUAAUCUUGUUGUUAUUCUGCUGGUUGUAUUGUUUGCUUAUUUGGGUGUUCUUGAUUUUUGUUGUUUAGUUUAGUUUGAAUGUAAAAAUACUUGUUUUAUCUUUAUUUUGUGGAUUUGCUUAAUUGGAUUU